Paramecium octaurelia is the source of this 732-nucleotide messenger RNA. The record is from the annotation of a GenBank genome assembly. NCBI's taxonomy places the organism in Eukaryota, Ciliophora, Oligohymenophorea, Peniculida, Parameciidae.
AUGCAAAUGGAAAUUAAAGAAGAGGAGUGCGACUAUUCCUUCAAAAGUACUAUUAACAUUUAAUACUAAGUUGCUCUGGUUGGAGAAUGUGAUGUUGGGAAGACGUGUAUUUGGCAAAAUUAUUUGAAAGGAAUGGUUCCAAAGAAAACUGUACCAACAAUAGGCGUAGAAUUUGAAACCAAAUUCGUCACCUUGUCUGAUGGAUCAAGAAUCAAAGCCCAGAUUUGGGAUACAGGUACUGAAUGAUUAUAGGAAGCUGGUUAAGAGAGAUAUCGUUCACUUACAAAUAGGUAGAUUAUUUAUUAUUGACACAUCAAGUCAUUUUAGAAAAGUAGUUGGAGCAUUAGCAAUUUUUGAUUUAACCAAUAAAACAAGUCUAGAAAAACUACAACUUUGGAUUUAAGAAUUAAAACAUCAUGGAGAUAGUGAUAUUCAAAUAAUGAUUGUGGGAAACAAGUUAGAUUUGGUCUAAAAAAAUCCAAGUUGCAGAUAGGUAUCAGAGGAUGAUAUCAAAUAAUUUGUAAAGUAAAAUAAAUGGAAAGUAUUUGAAAUAUCAGCACAAGUACCAGAAAAUGUGAAUCAAUGUUUUGAAUGCUUGUUUAUAGGUUAGUUAUGAUAAUUAUUAAUUCAGAUCUUUGUAAACAAAAAACUGGAUUUCGAGGAGGAGAGCAAUCAUAACUAAAACUUAUGAAAUAAUCUGCAAACUUAAAUGAAGGAAAAUGUAAAUGCUGA